Messenger RNA from Drosophila willistoni, 1266 nucleotides. It is a transcript of the gene St2, whose product is annotated as luciferin sulfotransferase. Lineage: Eukaryota; Metazoa; Arthropoda; Insecta; Diptera; Drosophilidae. Gene Ontology annotation, molecular function: sulfotransferase activity. Gene Ontology annotation, cellular component: cytoplasm. Gene Ontology annotation, biological process: sulfation. The coding region runs from base 220 to 1179 and encodes 319 amino acids. The record is from RefSeq and is a predicted model, not a curated record. The transcript is spliced from 3 exons.
AAUAUGAGGAAGUCUAAAGACCAAGUGAGUUUUCCUACCUUCCACAAAAACCAAAAACUGAUCGAACCAGACAAGUUCAAGUUAAGUAAGUUGACUGCACCGAUGGCAGUGCCACUAGCAUCACUUUCACCAAAUGUAUUCGGCUUACUUGCCACUUGAGAGUCGACGGCAGAGUCAGUGCAUUGCAGCCAGUUGAAGGUGAACGGUGUGUAUGCAAUCAUGCAACUAAUCUAUCGCGAACUGGAUGCAGAUAUUGUGCGUCGCACAAAUGCCUUAUUCCCGGCACAAGAUUGUUUUGUGGAGGUGCUUCCCGAUCAAUUGAUUAUACCAAGGAAGUAUAUCGAACUGGGUGAAUCGAUACGAUCAUUGCCAGUGUAUAAGGAUGAUGUUUGGAUGGUUUCCUAUCCACGCACAGGUUCAACAUGGGCCCAAGAAAUGGUCUGGUUGUUGGGACAUCAAUUGGACUACGAGGCUGCCAAAGAAGACAUACGUUCACGGGCUCCUUUAAUUGAGCUAUCGGCGCUUUUCAGUACAGAUCAUCAUCAGUGGGUGAGUCAAGCGUUUGGAAAUACUGUGGAUAUGGUACGCAAUUUACCAAGACCUCGAUAUGCUCGAUCCCAUCUCUCCUGGCAAUUGCUACCCGAGCAGUUUGAUCAGAUUAAGCCCAAGAUUGUCUAUACUGCACGUAAUCCUAAAGAUUUGUGUGUGUCCUAUUAUCACUAUUGCAAGCUGCUUCAUGGCCUUAACGGCGAUUUUGAGGAAUUCGUGGAGCUCUUCCUGGGUGGGCACACACCGAUGGGACCAUACUGGAAGCAUGUCUUACCCUUCUGGAAACGUAGCCAAGACGACAACGUACUGUUCAUUAAGUACGAGGAUAUGGUUAGGGAUUUACCAACAGUUGUUCAACAAUGCGCCAAAUUCAUGAAUGCUUCCCACCUGCUCAAUGAGACAAGCUUGCAGCGUAUUUGUCAGCACCUGCAAUUUGACAGCAUGCAAAAUAAUAGCGCAGUUAACCUGGAAAAUGUGUUUCCACAACAGAUCGGAUCAGGAUCAAAGUUUAUACGCAAGGGAAAGAUCGGCGAUUGGCGCAAUCAUAUGAGCGAAGAUAUAUCCCAUCGUUUUGACACUUGGAGCGAGCAGCAGACUCGUGGUAGUGGCUUAAGAUUUGACUACGAUUGAAAAAUGAUUAUUAUCUUUAAUACAAAGUACUAAAUAGCUAUUAUUCUUACAUUUAAAUACAAGUCUAUUAAAACAACUUAAAGCUCA